This is a messenger RNA of Jatropha curcas, 1902 nucleotides long. RefSeq names its product lysine histidine transporter-like 7. The record is from RefSeq and is a predicted model, not a curated record. NCBI's taxonomy places the organism in Eukaryota, Viridiplantae, Streptophyta, Magnoliopsida, Malpighiales, Euphorbiaceae.
AUACAUCAUCCAUCUGACAUCGGUUAGGGCGACAACUGACAUCAUCCUCCUACUCGUAACAGUAUUUUUUUUUUUCUAUUUUUUUAAGACGACUAUAAGAGUCCACUUACCAUCUUUUUAUUAUUGAUGGCAUUUUUUUCCACUGGGGUCCAAAAUAGUCGCUGUAUAACACACAAAAUUCUCACACUCUUCUUUAAGGUGGACGUUGACAAUACCCUUUCAUUUUCACACCACUUCAUCAUUUUCUUGAAUCCAAAUCCUCUCAAAAAAUUUCCAUCUGAAAUAAAAAGAAUCCUCAAUGGGAGAAAUGGUUGAAUCAUAUUAUUCUAAUGAAGAUUUACCACUCCACCACCAUUCCAACCCUGUCCAAAGCCCCUUAUCCACCCCUCUACAAGUUAUCACCGUCCUAAACGGCGGAUGUGGGGGCGGUUCCAUGGGAAGGACACCGAUGAAUGGAGAAAUGCAAGGAAGCGAUUGCCCUGACGCUUGGCUUCCUAUAACGGAAUCAAGAAAUGGAAACACUUUCACUUCAGUUUUUCAUUUACUUUCUUCAGGAAUUGGAUUCCAAGGACUCCUACUUCCCCUGGCACUUUCCAGUCUUGGAUGGUGGUGGGGAAUCGUAUGUUUCUGGGUUGCAGUUGCGUGGCAAUUUUACACAAAAUGGAUUCUAGUACAGCUCCACGAGGUGGUUCCUGGAUCCCGUUGCAGUAGAUUUCUUCAACUUGCUAUCCCGGCCUUUUGUCCAAAGUUGGGAAAAUUACUGGCAAUAUUUCCAGUAUUGUACCUAUCAGGAGGCACAUGUGUGAUACUAAUAAUAGCAGGAGGAAAGACAUUGGAGCUUUUCUUUCACACUGUAUGUGAUGCCAAAUCAUUGAGUGGGAUAGAGUGGUUUUUAGUAUUCACUUGUAUCGCGAUUGUGUUAGCUCAACGACCUAACUUGAAUUCUAUUGUUCUGUUCUCUCUGUUUGGUGCAAUCACGGCCGUUGGAUAUUAUACUCUGAUUUGGGUAUCUACCAUAUCUAACGGUAGACCUGAUGGUGUGUCUCAUGUCCCCCUACAGACAGAGAAAUCUCGUAUGGAAAAAAUUAGCGCUGUUCUGAAUGCUGUUGGAAUAGUUGCUCUUUCUUUUCGAGGUCACAAUCUGGUGCUUGAGAUUCAGGGAACUUUGCCUUCAAAUUCAAAAAAUCCAUCAAGGAAAGUGAUGUGGAGAGCAGUGCUUAUAUCAUAUCCUUUAAUAGCCGUAUGCUUGUUUCCUCUAGCAAUAGUAGGAUUUUGGGCUUAUGGAGACAAGAUGUUCAACAAAGUUGGAAACAUAAGCAUAGUUUUGGAAUUCUACAACCAAAAGGCCUCAAAAGUCAUGAAGGGUAUAAUGUACAUGUUAGUAAUAGUAAAAUGCUUCAGUUCAUUCCAAAUUUAUGCUAUGCCAGUGUUUGACAAUUUAGAGUUGAGGUACAUCAACAUAAAAAAUAGCCGGUGCUCGCGAUGGGUUCGUUUCAGCCUGCGGGUCUUGUUCGGAGUACUUACAUUCUUUGUAGCUAUUACUUUUCCAUUUUUGCCAAGCUUGGCAGCUUUAAUUGGAGGAAUGGCAUUACCUCUAACUUUUGUUUAUCCUUGCUUUAUGUGGAUUUCAAUCAAGAAACCUCGGAGAAAUGGUUCCAUGUGGUGUCUUAAUUUAGGGCUUGGGUGCUUAGGCUUGCUUUUGAGUUCUUCAUUAGUAAUGGCUGCAAUAUGGAAUUUAGCCACCAAAGGGUUAAAAGCCAACUUCUUCAAGCCAUAAUGGUUAUGUAGCUUUUAGGUAAUUUUUGUAAAUCUUACUGAAAUAUGAACUAAUGUAACAAAAUGUAUGUAUUCGGUUAAAUACAUUCAUUACGACUUACUGAAUAUAGUUUGACCGUUGAUUUC